GCCCCUUCCCAUUCGUGCUUCCCGGAAUGGGCAUCUCCUCUCCCAAGCCCCGACCAACUCGUGUUGCAACCUCGCAGCAUCUUUACCACAUCCUCGACAGUCCUUCGUUGGGACUUGAGGAAGUUGCUUGCUCUGCGCAUGUAUCUUCUCCUUCUUGUCGCUCAUUUGGCAUAACUGCAUUCUUUGCUGUCAUUUUUGCCAUACAGGACUCGGGGCUUUUGUAUCGCUUCCCUCCCUCGUUCUCUAAUCUUCAGCGCAAUAUCGCCACAUUCCACUCAUAGGCCCUACUUUUGGACUCUGCUCCCCUUACAGUCACUUGCAUAGUAGUCAU
Molecule: messenger RNA, 331 nt
Organism: Canariomyces notabilis
Lineage: Eukaryota; Fungi; Ascomycota; Sordariomycetes; Sordariales; Chaetomiaceae
Exons: 1
Coding region: 27-281 (84 amino acids)
Source: RefSeq, a predicted model, not a curated record